This is a messenger RNA of Wyeomyia smithii (pitcher-plant mosquito), 672 nucleotides long. RefSeq names its product protein JTB (gene JTBR). Gene Ontology annotation, biological process: mitotic cytokinesis. The transcript is spliced from 3 exons. Lineage: Eukaryota; Metazoa; Arthropoda; Insecta; Diptera; Culicidae. The record is from RefSeq and is a predicted model, not a curated record. Gene Ontology annotation, cellular component: spindle; membrane; midbody. The coding region runs from base 223 to 672 and encodes 149 amino acids.
GAUGUAGUUUUCGAAAUUUCCCUUGUCAAUAAAAACAACAUGUGUGCGUUCGAGAUAUUGAAAGUGAAUCCCUUUAUAAACGUGCAAAAGUAAUAUUAUUUAUUUCUUGUCAGUAUAAAACGAGUUCUUCAAAUCAACUAGCUAAUGAAAUCAUACGUUAUUUUUCUGUGUCUAAACAAUAUUGGCCAUAAGACCUAUUAGUUUUAAGAAGCAUCGAACAUCAUGAUAGAGAACUUGUCACAGAGACGAAUGGUAUUUGGGAUUAGCUGCUUGAUAUUAUUAACAAUCGUUGUGUUGAUCAUUGAGUCCAAAUGGAUGAAAGCUGGUACUCGUCGUCAAGAUUUUGUAAUUGAAAACAAUUCGACCUGUUGGGUACGAGAGACGUACGAAGUAAUUAAGGAUUGUCAUCCUUGUACGGCAUUCGAAAUCGCCAGUAAAUCCCAGGGUGUUUGCGUCCAUACUCACAACAAAGAAGUGCUUAAAUGUCUAAGUGGGGAAAUCGUUACUCGAAGCUGUGAUCGAGUGGCUUGGCUGGACGAAAAACAUUACUGGACUUUUCAAAUUACACUUACGAUAGUGGGGAGCCUAUCUACCGCAAUUUCUUUUCUUCGACAAAAAUCCUUAAAUCGCAAAGCUAUGCUGAAAAUUCAAAGUCAACUUGAAGCCUGCUGA